GCGGGAGCGCAGGGCGGAGCUGGCAGUGGGGUUUCCGGUCCGCAGUGUGAGGAAGGGAACCGGGAUACCGGGGGCGGAGCGAGUAGCCGGAAACAGCGGGGGUUUCGGCUGAUAUUUACUCGGGUGCCGGAACUGUAAAGGGGGUCCCAGGUACGGAGAGGAUAGCAGGCCGGCUGGAUGUCGGGAAUACGCCACCGCCCUGUGUAGAGGGAGCGCCGGCUGAGAUUUCAUACUCUGACGGGGAUUGGUUGUCCGUGACGAAGAAAGGCAUCCGGCUGUUAUCGGUGUACAGCGCGUCCGGCUGGGGCUCUAUGAGAGCCGGGAGGAGGAGGAGGCGGAGGCAGCGCUAUUGUCCGACCGGAGACACUCCCCAUCCCAGUGUGUGCCACUGACACCGAGGACAGGAAACUUUCUGUUGGAUACCAUGGGAAAACUUCAUCAUGGACUUGCCAAUUGGUGGUGAAAUGAUACCUUGGCAGCACUGUGCGGUGAUGUGAUCCGUCGUUUUGGCCCCUGAGGAUUCUCGGCUGGAUAUUAUUAAGGCCCCCUUGUAUUUGUGGGUUUGUUGAUUGGGAAUCCCUUAGCAUCUGCUGGGAUCCCUAGGCCUGGCUCUUAUGGUAUAGGAACAUGGACCAUAGCAACAGGGAGAAGGAUGACAGGCCACGAGCAGCCAAAGCUUUGCCAGUGCGGACCGGCCAUAGCUCCCGGCCAUCCAGCUCGACCACCUCCUCAGGGGUCCUUAUGGUGGGACCCAACUUUAGGGUGGGAAAGAAGAUUGGCUGUGGAAACUUUGGGGAGCUACGGCUAGGUAAGAAUCUUUACACCAAUGAAUAUGUGGCUAUUAAACUGGAACCAAUCAAAUCUCGUGCACCCCAACUUCAUCUGGAAUAUCGAUUUUACAAGCAACUUGGAAGUUCAGCGGAUGGCCUUCCUCAGGUCUUCUACUUUGGCCCAUGUGGAAAGUACAAUGCCAUGGUACUCGAGCUCCUAGGUCCAAGUUUGGAGGACUUGUUUGACCUUUGUGAUCGGACAUUCACUUUAAAGACUGUGCUCAUGAUAGCCAUUCAGCUGAUAACCAGGAUGGAAUAUGUUCACUCCAAGAACCUCAUUUACAGAGAUGUAAAACCAGAGAACUUUCUUAUUGGUCGUCAAGGGAAUAAGAAGGAGCAUAUUAUUCACAUCAUUGACUUUGGACUGGCCAAGGAAUAUAUAGACCCAGAAACCAAAAAGCACAUACCUUAUAGGGAACACAAGAGCCUGACUGGAACAGCCAGAUAUAUGUCCAUAAACACCCACCUGGGAAAAGAGCAAAGUCGGAGAGAUGACUUGGAAGCAUUGGGACACAUGUUCAUGUAUUUUUUGCGAGGAAGCCUUCCAUGGCAAGGCCUUAAGGCGGAUACCCUUAAGGAACGCUAUCAGAAGAUUGGAGAUACAAAGCGCAACACUCCUGUAGAAGUUCUUUGUGAGAAUUUCCCAGAAGAAAUGGCAACUUACCUGAGAUAUGUAAGGCGUUUGGAUUUCUUUGAGAAGCCGGACUAUGACUAUCUCAGAACGCUGUUCUCUGAACUCUUUGAACGAAAAGGAUACACGUUUGACUAUGUAUAUGAUUGGGUUGGCAGGCCAAUUCCUACCCCUGUGGGAUCCGUCCACGUUGAUUCUGGAACUUCUGCGAUAACCAGAGACAGUCAUGUCCACCGGGAGCGGCCAUCACAAACUCAACCACUCAGAAACCAGACGGGCGCCCCAGACCGCCGAGGAGCUUGGGAGUUACAAGCCAGCCGACAGGCUCACCCCGCUUACCUGGCACCUCACCUGGCAUCAGACCGGCUUGGGGGAUCCGUGCAGGUUAUGAGUUCAACAAAUGGGCAGCUGAAUGCUGAUGACCAAACAGGAGGUCACUCCAACGCACCGAUCACAGCGCAGGCCGAGGUGGAGGUUGUGGAGGAAGCUAACUGCGUGAAAAUGCUCAACUUGUGGUGCUGCUGUUUCUUUAAAAGGAAAAGAAAGAACCACUCUCAGAGACACCACAAGUGAAAUCCCAUAAUCCUUUGGGGAGGAAAUUGUGAGAAUGGCAUCUACAGUGUCGCUGUGUCAGUGACUUCAGGGCAUUGGGGAAGGAUGUAGUUUCUACUUGGUGUAAAACUUGAGGGAAAACAAACACCGGAAAAAACGAAUGUCAUCGGCUAUAAUGGAAGGCCGCCCCACAAAUGGUUCCUAAGACAAGGUGCAAUAAUGCUGAUCCCCCUAGAGCUGAGAACCCUGAAAGGGGCAUGUCCGAGGCUCGAAUUAGGGACUGCCAGGGACCAUCCCGUUAUGUUCAUUUGUAUUAAAUGCAUCAGUUACUGCACUCCCUUAUUGCUUGAAUUCAGCAAAGUUCCUUCCUCCUCCUCUAUAGCCAUGGUUGGGGGUUGCAUCUCAGCUCCCACUUUUACCCCCCACCUUGUUACUUGAGACUGGAGGGAACAGAAACUUGACUACUUUAUAUUUUAAGAACACCCCACCCCCAACAGACUAAAAGGGGUUUUUGUUUUGUUUUGUUUUCUUUUUUUUUUAAAUACUUUUCUACAUUUUUAUUUUUCCCUCUUAGAAAUAAAGUAUAGACAAUUGAAAGCAUUCCACAGUAGACAGGCCGCUUCCUGCAUGGGUAAAUGCCUCACAGAGUCUGUGUUGCACUACUGGCUUUAAACUAAAUAUACCUUUUUUAUAAGACGUGUACAUUCUCUUGCUCUGCUGCACGUUCACCUCAGAGCGAGGCUUGGGCUCAGGUUUUAGGAUGAUGAAGCCUUGUCUCCCUGCUUAGCUUUAUGUAAACAGCAGAUCACAGCUGAUAAACUGAGGAUGAGUAUUUAGUAUUGCUGCUUUCAGGUGAAAAGAAAUCGAUAAACGGACUAAUGAAUAUGGGAAUACCUCUCUAUGCUUGAAUUCUUACUGUAGAUCUUGUUGCAAUGUUUUACUUUUUCAUAGAAACCACCUAAAUUCUCGCAUCUGUUUAAUUUCGCUUGGUAUUGGCAGACAGUACUUUUUCCUACAAAACAAUACUUUGAUUUGUUUUCCAAAUACUGUGGAGGGUAACGGUUGUACCCGUUUUAUAGCAUACACUGAGUUUGGCUGCAGAAACUGUGAAUUCAUUAUCUUUUUAUAUAUUUAAUCAUUGUAAGCUGUCAGAGCUGGUUCUAUCUCGUGGUUUUUUUUUUUUUUUAUGUAUUUUUUUUUUUUUUUUUUUUGAGAAGCAGUUUUGGUUUUGCUCAUUCAGAUGUCGGUUUUCCUUUUUUGUGUCAUAAAAAAAAAAUGGGCAUACAUAAAAAAUGCACUAAUAUGGCUAAUAUAAUGACAUGGCCAUCAGCCAACCACUCCUAAUUUUAACUUGCCAGAAUUCUAUGAAUGACUUUUUUUUUUCUCAUUUAGAGAUCAGCCAGUCUGAUUUCUCCAUCACAUUUCUAACCAUGUGCUUAGAACCAGCCAUGAUGGCUUAUCUUUUUUUCUCCAUAUGAUGAGGGAAUACUGAUAUAGCAUUAUGUAGUCUGUACUGCAGCUUUUCUGAUUGUUUGUGAGCCUUUGAUUGCCAGAUGUGAUAACUCCUGAUGCACUGAUGAGACUGGGAUACCCAAAAGUGGUGUGAUGAAGAGGUUUCCCUACUGCUCCCAGUGCCUUUUUGUGUUACUCUGAGUCUUCAAUUUGAACUUCCAGACACUGAAAACCAAUUGCCACAUGGAUAUGCCUCAUAAGAUGCUUCACUUGCUUUUUGGAGGUAAACCUAGGACUCAUGUAAUUCCUCCUCUGUUUCCUACUCUUCUACAUGGAUGGAUCACCCCCCUCAGGAAAAUUCCCACGUAUCUGCAAUGUACAAAGAUCACUUUUUUGUAUUUUGUUUUAAAGGUAUAUUUAAUUUAGAGUAUUGCAUUGCACUGUAGCUAUAAGGGGAUUUUUUUUAAAACCAGUUUUGUGUUUCUUUUAAGAACUUUAAUAAAUGUUUGUCUGUGUAAUGUUUCAGGUAGAGGUAUAUGAGAUUACUGUAAAUGUAUGAAUGGGCAAAUGAUUUCAUUCUUCAGCAAAACUUGGUGGGGGUUCUGUAUAAUAGUGCUGCAGAAAGAAACGUUGGAAACUACACUGAAUAAACCUGUUGCUACAUGGAAGAGCAAGUUGAUAAUAAAAUGCAUUUCAACACACA
Rana temporaria (common frog) is the source of this 4168-nucleotide messenger RNA. RefSeq names its product casein kinase 1 gamma 1 (gene CSNK1G1). Gene Ontology annotation, molecular function: protein serine/threonine kinase activity; ATP binding. The coding region runs from base 628 to 2034 and encodes 468 amino acids. NCBI's taxonomy places the organism in Eukaryota, Metazoa, Chordata, Amphibia, Anura, Ranidae. The record is from RefSeq and is a predicted model, not a curated record. Gene Ontology annotation, cellular component: plasma membrane; nucleus; cytoplasm. Gene Ontology annotation, biological process: peptidyl-serine phosphorylation; signal transduction; endocytosis. The transcript is spliced from 14 exons.